Molecule: messenger RNA, 1381 nt
Organism: Sorghum bicolor (sorghum)
Lineage: Eukaryota; Viridiplantae; Streptophyta; Magnoliopsida; Poales; Poaceae
Exons: 5
Coding region: 145-1128 (327 amino acids)
Biological process (GO): ribosomal small subunit biogenesis
Source: RefSeq, a predicted model, not a curated record
UUUGGGAAAGACGUUUUGCACAGCCUGUUGGCGUACCCCGUUACCAACUGACAGAGGAAGGAUAAGCUGAUCUCGUCCGGACGCUUGGCGCGCGGCCACGCUCGAUGGUUCUUGAAUCUUGGCUCUGAGGUGAUCCGUUAACCGAUGGAUUUGGUCGUCGGAGGCGUCGUUCAUGGGCGCCUCCCCGUCCGGCCAUCAAGGUUUCCUCCUCCGCUCGGCUCGUUGCCGUCCACUACAGUGGCGGUGAGGGCUGCCUUUUCUGGAUGUCCAUGCCCGCCAAUCGUUCGUCGGAAUGUCCCAGCGGUGGUGCCGUUUGCCAACAAGAAGAGGAAAGGGUAUGGCGACGAUCCGCCAGAUGAGGAGGUGGGAGAUGAUUUCACUGACGAGUUGGAGGAGAACGAGGAGGUGGAAGAUGGGGAUGACUUCGACGCCGACGAAGAAGAAGAAGGCGAUAUAAUGGACGAUGAUGAAGAGUUUGAAGACGACUAUAACUUUGAAGAUGAUUUUGAGAGUGAUGAUGAACAGGAUCUUUAUGCUGGAGAUGGAGGUGCUGGUGGCGGAAUAUCCCUUGCUGGCACAUGGUGGGACAAGGAAGCAUUAGCUUUGGCAGAACAGGUCUCAGCAUCAUUCGAUGAUGACUUGAAAAUCUAUGCUUUCAAGACAGCUGCAAAUUUGACCAUUAGAGUACGCAUUGAGAAGAUGUCCACCAGGUACGGUUCUCCAACUAUAGAUGACAUUGAAGCUUACACAAUUGCAUACCGUGCAAAGUUGGACGAUGCAGAGUCAACAGGAAAGAUACCAAAGAACAUAUCGUUGGAGGUGUCAUCCCCUGGCGUGGAGAGAGUUAUCCGUAUCCCUGAAGAGCUUGAGCGCUUCAAAGAACGGGCAAUGUAUGUCAGAUACACUACAACAAGCGAUGAGGCAGCUACGCCUCAGGAAGGCGAUGGCGUGCUGAGGCUAAUCUCCUAUGACAUGGACCUGCGAGAGUGCAUCUGGGGCAUAGCUGACGUGAAGAUAAACCGGCAGCAGUCUGGCAAGGGCAGGCCCCUGAGCAAGAAGCAGAGGGAAUGGAGGCUGCAGACACCGUUUGAGUCGCUGAAGUUGGUCAGGCUGUACUCUGAAUGUUGAGAUGCCAGGUUUUUUGAGUAAAUUUUGAGUUUCCUUUUGUUGCACUCCAUUCAGAAGUUUAUCCAUUUUUCUGAACUCCGGUAGGUCGCUGGAUGCGCAGUUUAUACUAGUUAGAAUGUUGUUGUGCUAUCUCUGUCACAAUCAAUGAUAAUUUUUUUUCUACUGCUAACAGAUAACAAGUUAAGAACAGAGGUUUAGCCCACAAAACAGUGUUGUUUGCCUCACCCUUUACAAUCUACAGGCAGUUGAUUUA